AUGGAUUUUUUCAACCUUGCUGAUUGUGUUUCGCGGACUCGCGCUGGCGUCCAGGAGUAUGUGUCCGGCGUCAGUGUUGCAUCGCCAGCCCCGGCUCCCCGUGUGCGAUGCCCCCACUGUCCGACGAACUUUGUGAACACAAAAGGCCUGGGAGUCCACAUGAAAACAAACCACAGCACGGCAAACAUGUUCCAAGGCCAGCGACUGCAGCGGAUGCUGGGAGACGAUGCGAAGGGGGAUGUCCUGUUGUGGGAGCGUGCCGGACCUGGGCGCUGUUAUCAUGUGAAGUUCGAUGGCAUCACGGGGGCAGCUUCGUUCGUCCUCCAGCCGAAGCGUCUCCCCGACAUCGACCUGGAAUCUGAAGGCUUCACGCGUGCUGAACCUAAGUCGGCUCGUCGUGGCGCUGCCAAGCGCAAUCGCUACGGCUAUACGUCCCUCUGGCUGGCCGAGCACCUCACCCCUCUGCAGUACCUGGAAACCCACAUGAAUGUCCCUCUCCCCAACAUCUGCAAGUGGGUAAAGGAGGAGAACGAGAUCGUGGCGGGCGCCGCAGACGAGGUGAAGCAGACGCUACUCGCGAAACAGCAGCCAAAGCGGUGGUUUCCUAUCGCCGAGAAGGAGCUAUACAAUCGUUUCUUGGCUCGCCGCAGGAAGAAGCUGAAGGUGUCGACCCUUUGGCUCACCGUCACGUUCCGGAAGCUGAUGGAGGAACACCACCCUACCGACAGCCGGGCGGCAUUGUUUCGACCUUCCUUCGGGUGGAUGCAAAAAUGGGCCAAGAGACACAAAGUGGCACCAAGGCGCCGUUCCAACAUAAAGGCCAAGAGGUUUCGCCAGCUGAUCCGCGAGCUGGUGCAGCGGAGGAAGGUAGUCUUCCCUGAGAGUGCAUCACUGUCUGCGGGUGGGGCGGAGGAGCCCAGGCUAGAAAAGUACAGGCAGUUCCAGCUGUUGGAGCGUUUCGACGUGGAUCAGCAAGGCGUGAAGCGAGUAGCCGUCAGCCAGUCCUUUGCCGGACUGGAGAAAAGGCAGUGCACCAUGCAAGUCAUCUUUGGUCCCGGUAAGAGGGCCGCGUACCACAGGAAUGUGGAUGUCUUCUUCCAAGAAAGCGCGUGGGCUGACCAGGACUUUUGCAUGGAGUGGGCCAAGGAGUCCUUUCGCCCGAGCUUGAUGCGCGGGAGGAGCCAGCUCCCCAUGGAGAGGACCCUCCUUCUCAUGCACAACUUGCACGCGCAGACGACGGACAAGUUCAAGGACUAUCUAUCCAAGCAAUGCAACUCACUUCCCUGGGCAGCCAUGGAAGAAUUCGACAGCCGCGAGGAAUACCGGUUCCGCCUUUUCGAAAAGAGUGGCAUGGCGAUGACUGUCGACGGUUCAGGCGAUGACCGAAUCUCGUUGGAGGGUCUGGACAAGGCGUACACCUUCGCGGGCGAUGGGGACUCCAGCGACGACGAGGGAUCUUCCGAGACUAGCCACGAUGGGUGCGGGGGUGGGGAUGACCAGACGGUUGAGGGCGAGGGGGACCACAGCGGCGAGGGAGUGGAGGACGGCGAUUCUAGCGACGAAGACACUCGUGAGACGGCCAGUGGCCAGAUGGACGAGCUGAGUCAUGUGGACGACGACGACAGCAUGGAAUCGGACGACGAGAUUCGUGCCAUGGAGAUUCCGGAUGGGUUUCGCAUUCAAGCAUCUACACCGGCAGCUCUUGACAAUUCGUUACUGCAGCGUGGAUUACUCGUUAGGCUGGGCAUGGGGUGGUUUGGGGGGGUGAUCACUCGACAGUCUCAGGAGCGCACUCGCCACCUUUACGACUACCGUGUGCAUCUCGACCUCGACCGAAGUACGCGCAGCAUGAAGCUGCCGUUGGAAAUGUACAAAGGAGAUCCGGAUGCGGUGGUGGGCUCGUGGAUCUUGCUUGAGAGGAACACGGUCGAGCAGGUGGAUGGGAGCGGAGCUACAGGCACGUCGGGCGUAGCGGGAAGGGAACGCAGGCCGAACGUGAUCCUUAUCGACUAA
Ectocarpus sp. CCAP 1310/34 is the source of this 2013-nucleotide messenger RNA. NCBI's taxonomy places the organism in Eukaryota, Phaeophyceae, Ectocarpales, Ectocarpaceae. The record is from the annotation of a GenBank genome assembly.